Molecule: messenger RNA, 1748 nt
Organism: Chinchilla lanigera (long-tailed chinchilla)
Lineage: Eukaryota; Metazoa; Chordata; Mammalia; Rodentia; Chinchillidae
Gene: Hapln3
Product: hyaluronan and proteoglycan link protein 3
Exons: 5
Coding region: 161-1366 (401 amino acids)
Biological process (GO): cell adhesion
Molecular function (GO): hyaluronic acid binding
Source: RefSeq, a predicted model, not a curated record
AGCGCGGGGUUUGCCCGGCUCUUCCUUCCAGGCCAUCCAAGAUCCCCAAGUCCUUGCGCUUGGGUCCAACAGCCUCUGACCAGGACAGCCGUCGAGGAGCCUGCUGGGGACGCUUGUCUUGGGGCCCCAGCCUUGCCCAGGACGCCCUGGAGCUGCUACCAUGUAUGCCUCAGUGGGCUUGCUGCUCCCGGUCCUGCUGCUCCUGCUGCCCUGCGUCCCUGGACUGCCCUUCUACAACGGCUUCUACUACAACCCUGGCGGCAGAAAGCUGGGCAGUGGCCACAGGGAAGGCCUCUUCAAUGGAGUAAAGCUGGUGGUGGAGACGCCCGAGGAGACACUGUUCACCCACCGUGGUGCCAAUGUGACCUUGCCCUGCCGCUACCACUAUGAGCCGACCUUGGCGUCCCCAAGGCCUGUGCGAAUCAAGUGGUGGAAGCUAUCAGAGAAUGGAGCCCCGGAGCAGGAUGUGCUGGUGGCCAUCGGGCAGAGGUGCCGCUCCUUCGGGGACUAUGAAGGCCGUGUGCACCUGCAGCGGGACGGGGAGCAUGAGGCCUCGCUGGAGCUGCAGAACCUGCGGCCCGAGGAUUCUGGGCGCUACCGCUGUGAGGUCAUCGAUGGGCUGGAGGAUGAGAGCGGCGUGGUGGAGCUGGAACUGCGGGGCGUGGUCUUCCCCUACCAGCACCCCCGGGGCCGCUAUCAGCUUAACUUCCGUGAGGCUCAGCAGGCCUGUGAGGAGCAGGAUGCAGUGGUGGCCUCCUUUGAGCAGCUCUUCCGUGCCUGGGAGGAGGGUCUGGACUGGUGCAAUGCUGGCUGGCUGCAGGACGGCUCUGUGCAGUACCCGAUCACCCUGCCACGGGAGCCCUGCGGGGGCCUGGGUCUGGCACCCGGCGUGCGCAGCUAUGGCCCCCGCCACCACCGCCUACACCGAUAUGAUGUGUUCUGCUUCACUGCUGCCCUCAAGGGUGUACUACCUGGAGCACCCCGAGAAGCUGACGCUGACAGAGGCCCGAGAGGCCUGCCGGGAAGACGGCGCCCACAUCGCCAAGGUGGGCCAGCUGUUUGCUGCUUGGAAGUUCCGUGGCCUGGACCGCUGCAAUGCUGGCUGGCUGGCAGAUGGCAGUGCCCGCUACCCGGUGGCUCACCCCCGCCCCAACUGUGGGCCCCCGGAGCCCGGGGUGCGGAGUUUUGGCUUCCCAGACCCGCAGAGUCGCUCCUACGGCGUCUACUGCUACCGCCGGAGCUAGGCUCGUGCCAGCUGUGCCGCCACCGUACUGUGUCCCAGCUCUGUAUUUAUGGACUGGUUCCUUUUCCCUUGUGGCUUGGGGCACUUUUUGUAUUUUUUAAUACUUCUCCACUUAAAUUUUAGAAGUAUUUUUUGGUAAUAGCAACUCACACCUCCUUGGACUCCCUAGACUCUCCUGCCUGGGGACAUUUGGGGUCCGUGGGCUUUCAGAGGGGUCUCUGCCAUCAGAGUCCCGGCUGUCUCCGUGCCCUGCAGUGGCUGGGGCCCAGGAUGGUUGCAGCUGUCACUCUGCCUCAGCAUGGAGAGGCAAAGGGUCUGGGGUGGGGUGAGUGAGUGAUCUUUUUCAUUUCUGAAGUGGCUCCCUGGGUUUCUGGGUGAAAUUCCCUCUCCUCUCCCCUCUUCUGGUCCCCGCAUCUCUGUCGUUUUCACGUUUUCCUGUCUGUGGAGAGGCUUUCUGGUGUUGUGUCUUCUUCGGAUAAUAAAUGGUGCUGUGGCCCUUCCUCUA